UAAUAAAUGUAUUAUUCAUUGUUUGUUCAUUUUAAUUAAUAAAUUAACUAACAUUAACUAAUGGAACCUUAUUCUAAAGUGUUACCGCAUUCAGAAUUGAUCUGCAUAGGCCAUGUGUUAUCUACUUGCUAUAUAUUCUUCUACUGAGAUACAAGGGAAUUGGAGAGCUUGCAAAAGAAAGUAAAGAAAUGCAGGAAUGCUUGUUUCUUUUUCAGACACUUAACCUGUUACGUCACCAUAUAAUAUAUGGGUAUAAUAGGGUUUGUGUGGAUUCUUGCCUAAAAAAUAUCAUUUUAUUAUUAUUGUUGUUUAAUUUUAAGGUAGGUAUGAGUGCAGACUCCAGUGCUGCACACCUUUAUUUCCAUCCAGUGAAGAACUACUUUGACAAAAGCAGAUAUCAUGCUUUUGGUUUGGAUAUGAUAACAUUUGUUUCAAAUAUUUAAUGAUCUGCAUAAGCGUUAUUAGAGCCCUUGUUUCAAGAAUAUAUGUUAACUAAGCUGUGCAUAUUUACACGAUUGUUUACAGAAGAUACUUUUCUGCUUCAUCAAAGCCUUAAGACCUUUACGUACUAGUUCUAUUGUCAUCUUGGAUGGAUCUCUGACAUCUCCUGCUGACCCCCACUCUACCCAGUUCACUUGUUUUCAUGAAUUGCCUAGUUUGUAAUGUUGAUAUCUCAUGUGGUCUGUAGACCUGGAUGCUAAACAGUCUUAGUUUCUUUUACAAAGAUGCACAUUUUGUAUUUCAGACCAUUGUCCCCAUGAACAUAUACCGUAACACUCAAAACUCUGCCCAGUCUGCUGAUGGUUUACGCUGUGCUGUUAGUGAUGUGGAAAUGCAGGAACAUUAUGAUGGGUUUUUUGAGGAGGUCUUUACGGAGAUGGAGGAGAAGUAUGGAGAUGUCGAGGAGAUGAAUGUGUGCGAUAACCUUGGUGAUCAUUUGGUCGGAAAUGUUUAUGUGAAGUUUCGGAGGGAAGAGGAUGCUGAGAAGGCUGUAUUGGACUUAAAUAAUCGCUGGUUUAAUGCCCAACCAAUACAUGCAGAGCUCUCACCAGUUACAGACUUCAGAGAAGCCUGCUGUAGGCAGUAUGAAAUGGGGGAGUGCACUAGAGGCGGUUUCUGUAAUUUCAUGCACUUGAAACCCAUUUCUCGAGAGCUGAGGAGAGAGCUUUAUGGACGUCGUAGAAAAAGACAUCGUUCUCGGUCAAGAUCUCAUGAAAGACGCUCUGGUGACCGCAGUCGUGGAGGUCGUGAACGUGAGCGGAGAAGAUCAAGAGAUCGUGAACGGUCUGGAAGAUUUUGAGCCAUGACACCGUUUUGCUUCCUUUUUGUUGCUUAGUGUCAUCAACCAAUGACCAGCAUUUGUGUGAGACAUCAGAUGCCAUCUUUACUUGCUUGAAACCUUUUAGUUUGUCACUUUAUUUACCUUUUUUUAAGUGUACGUUUGAAAGAUUUUUGUUUCUCAAUAAAAAUGCAUUUUUAUAAA
Molecule: messenger RNA, 1483 nt
Organism: Carassius auratus (goldfish)
Lineage: Eukaryota; Metazoa; Chordata; Actinopteri; Cypriniformes; Cyprinidae
Product: splicing factor U2AF 35 kDa subunit
Exons: 6
Coding region: 695-1300 (201 amino acids)
Biological process (GO): mRNA splicing, via spliceosome
Cellular component (GO): U2AF complex
Molecular function (GO): RNA binding; metal ion binding
Source: RefSeq, a predicted model, not a curated record